UGUUAUUUGAUUUUUUUUUGAGGCUUUGUUGUUGAUUGUUUUGGUCUUUUUAAUUUAAUUGUCUCAGUUUUAAUUUUUUUUUCUUCUUUCUUGAUUAAUUGAUUAAUCUAAUCAUGGGUAAAGGAUAUACUAACUUCAUGUGUAAGAAACCAUUUCAUCCUGGAUCUCGAGACAAUAUUAAAAGGGUUUGGAUUGCUGAACAAAAGGCUGCUAAUGAGAAACAAAGGGAGGAAGAGUUAAGGUUACAAUAUGAAAAGGAACAAGAUUUAUACAAUAAUCGAUUGAUGGUUUCUACUGAGAGUAAGGAGAAAUUGUCUCUUAAUUUCAUGUAUGAAGCACCUCCAGGAGCUAAAAGGGAGAAAACUCGUGAAGAUGAUGAACCUGAAUUCAAAUUUGAAUGGCAAAGAAAUGCACCCAGAGAAAGUUUCGCCAAAAACAAUCAAGAUAUUCAUGAUCAACCUUUUGGAAUUCCGGUUAGAAAUGUUCGCUGUAUUAAAUGUCAACAAUGGGGCCACGUGAAUACCGAUCGUGAGUGUCCAGUUUUCGCAAGUGGAUCGGAAAUAUUUCAAUCUAAACCUUUAGCAGAAUCAACAACAACAACUCUACCAUCAUCCUCAUCCUCAUCAUUACCUGAACAUGGUUUAGAAAAAUCAACUCUCGGUGGUAAAGAAAUGAAACCAUUGGAUUUAUUAUCGAAAAAGAUCAGAAAAGAUUAAUGAAACAAUUGGAAAAGAUGAAGAAGAAAAAAAAGAAAGAGAAAAAAGAAAAGAAAAUGAAAAAAGAGAAAAAAGAGAAAAA
Molecule: messenger RNA, 798 nt
Organism: Panonychus citri (citrus red mite)
Lineage: Eukaryota; Metazoa; Arthropoda; Arachnida; Trombidiformes; Tetranychidae
Product: corepressor interacting with RBPJ 1-like
Exons: 2
Coding region: 114-716 (200 amino acids)
Biological process (GO): negative regulation of DNA-templated transcription
Cellular component (GO): nucleus
Molecular function (GO): transcription corepressor activity
Source: RefSeq, a predicted model, not a curated record